Messenger RNA from Mollisia scopiformis, 933 nucleotides. Its product is annotated as NAD(P)-binding protein. The coding region runs from base 1 to 933 and encodes 310 amino acids. NCBI's taxonomy places the organism in Eukaryota, Fungi, Ascomycota, Leotiomycetes, Helotiales, Mollisiaceae. The record is from RefSeq and is a predicted model, not a curated record. The transcript is spliced from 5 exons.
AUGACUAAAUCAAGCACAUUCGAUGCAUCUGCUCUUCCCGAUCUUACAGGUCGUGUCGUCUUGAUCACAGGCGGACAUUCAGGCCUGGGUCUAGCAACCACAACGGCACUCGCGUCCAAAAAUGCAAAAGUCUACAUCGCAACCCGCUCAAUCACAAAAGCAGAAGCAGCUAUCCAAGAAAUCAAGAACAAUAACCCCAACGCCCAAGUCGAGAUCGUGGAACUAGACCUAGGAGAUCUAAGAAGUGUGAAGAAAGGUGCUGAAGAUUUCCUCCAAAGAGAAACCAGCCUCCACAUCCUAAUAAACAACGCCGGCAUAAUGUGUCCCCCAUUCUCCCUCACGCCCCAAGGUCACGAAACACAACUCCAAACUAACCACCUAGCACACCACCUCCUAACCACCCUCCUACUCCCCCUCCUUUUUAAAACAGCCUCCACAUCCCCUCCUCGCACCGUACGAGUACUAAACGUCUCCUCCGACGCACACAGAAAACUCGCUCCCAAAACCGGGAUCUCGUUCUCAGAUAUGAACCUCACAGACAAAAGCCCAUGGACCCGGUACGGCCACUCGAAACUAUGCAACGUCCUGCACUCCCUUUCACUUGCGGAGAAAUACGGAAACCAAAACCUCCUAUCCCUCUCCCUCCAUCCCGGCACCGUAAAAACGAACCUAAGCCACGGACCCAGGACCUCAACACCUUUAUACGCGCUCAUCCAACCACUCAUCGAAUGGGGUGCUCCUGGCCCGACAGAAGGGUGCGCUAACAUCCUGUGGUGCGCGACGAGCGAUUCCGUUCGCGACGACGACAAUGGGAUGUAUUUCGAGCCCGUGGGCAAGAGGGGCGGGGUGGGGAGGCAUGGGAGGGAUGCAGUGAUGGCGGGGCGGUUGUGGGAGUGGAGUCAGGGGGUUUUAGAACGGGGUGGGUUUCUUUGA